AUGGUAUCGCUGGAUGAGGGAACAGAGGACAGCAAAGCAUCCUCGCGCGCGAUGAUCGAAGAAGAAAUACGGGAACUUCACAAGGCCAAAUCAGAUUAUCUCCAGACCAUCGACGAACUGCAAGCGCAACCAUCCUGCCCUCCGAGAAGAUUCGAAUUUGGAGAAAUACGAAAAGAAAGAGAAACCACGAUGCGCUGCGCAUUCUGCGACGCCAUUGGCGAGCAUUAUUCCGACUCCUGUUAUGAAGUGCAAUCAGCAGAGGAAAGGAGACAUCUUAUUACCGCAAUAGGAGAUGCAUUAUGUGCCUAG
Cooperia oncophora is the source of this 309-nucleotide messenger RNA. NCBI's taxonomy places the organism in Eukaryota, Metazoa, Nematoda, Chromadorea, Rhabditida, Trichostrongylidae. The record is from the annotation of a GenBank genome assembly.